AUGCCGUCCUUUUUCGCGCCAGGCCUUCAAGGCCUGCCCCCUACUCCUCCCCACAUCAUGAGCGGUGGCAGACUGGACUCCGAGCACCCAUUUUACGUGGUUGGCCACUCCGCCUUUCCCCCUCGCUACUCGCAGAGCGGUUGUGAAUUUAUUGAGCAGUAUUCCCAAUCGACCUGCUACUCCAAGCCCGCCCCGAUGAACAUGCACCCGUCGUCGAUGCGCAGUGGCAGAGAUAUGGCCAUGAUGAGCCAGCCCAUGUUCGGUCCGAUGCCUACCGCGAAUGUGUUGCCUCCCCUCCGAAACAACGUCCAGUUACCCCCUAUGGACAGCGCGAUCCCGCCUCAGUACCGCCGACAAGACGUCAUGGUGCAACCCGAACAGCAACAGCGCAAGGAGGAGAAGGCUACUGGAGGUGUUGCCGCCCGCUUGGAUUAUGAGAUGGACCAGAUGUCCGACUUCGUGGCUGAGAUGGCCCAGGGAAUGUAUGCUUUGUACAACACCAAAAUUCACCUAGCAGAUAUUGACUUCGCGCGAAGCGUCUACCCAGGAACGUCAGUCCCGCCGCAAUUCCGGAAGUACGUCUUUCAGAUUCUGUCGUCGACUCGCUUGCCAAGUUCGACGAUCCUUCUGGGUCUCUACUAUUUAUCCUGCAGGAUGCGCAUGCUGUCUUCUUCCAAGGUGUUUUUGUCUGGUAAUGGUCAAGUUUACCGGAUGCUCACCGUUGCCCUCCUUCUGGGAAGCAAAUUUUUGGACGAUAACACCUUCCAGAACAAAUCGUGGGCGGAGGUCAGCAACAUCCCUGUGAGCGAGCUGAAUACGAUGGAGCUCGAAUGGCUAUUUGCUUUUGAGUGGAAGAUCCACGACCGCAUCUAUGACGAUCAGGACGGAUUCGCAUCCUGGCGCGCUCACUGGGACACGUGGCGUGCGAAGACCGCCCGGGCUCAUGAUUCGCGUCACAAUCUGGCCCCGAUCGACACUAACGUGUCCAGGGGUUCUAGAAUUUCCAAGCCGCUCAUGUCCCCGGAAGGUCCUAUCCCUCCCCAGUACCAGCGUAGCUCUCACUUUGAGACUUCCUGGCUCAAUCCGGCGGCGUCUGAGUAUUCGCCCCCAUCAGCCCCCCACAGUGGUCCCAACACCCCAGACUACUACGCAGUUGGACCGUGGGCUUAUACGAACCCGCCACCACCAUAUUCCCGGACUUGGAUCCCUCCCCAGCCACAAUACAUGCCACAAGCGCCACGGUCGCAGCCACCCUCCUACCACCAUACCCCGUCAUAUGCGUUGCCAUUUGCACAGAGCGUAUGGACAGGCCAUGGUUCCUCUUGCGGUUGUUUACAUUGUGCUAAACACGUUGAGCACUAUAUGUGCGCUGGUGCCUUCGGCGGAAUGCAACCUAUCCUUGCCGGCUAG
This is a messenger RNA of Aspergillus pseudotamarii, 1410 nucleotides long. Its product is annotated as putative cyclin-like protein (Clg1). The transcript has a single exon. The coding region runs from base 1 to 1410 and encodes 469 amino acids. Lineage: Eukaryota; Fungi; Ascomycota; Eurotiomycetes; Eurotiales; Aspergillaceae. Gene Ontology annotation, molecular function: protein kinase binding; cyclin-dependent protein serine/threonine kinase regulator activity. Gene Ontology annotation, biological process: regulation of cyclin-dependent protein serine/threonine kinase activity. The record is from RefSeq and is a predicted model, not a curated record. Gene Ontology annotation, cellular component: cyclin-dependent protein kinase holoenzyme complex; nucleus.